Zasmidium cellare ATCC 36951 is the source of this 696-nucleotide messenger RNA. RefSeq lists its product as uncharacterized. Gene Ontology annotation, molecular function: transcription cis-regulatory region binding; DNA-binding transcription factor activity. Bases 1 to 696 code for a protein of 231 amino acids. The record is from RefSeq and is a predicted model, not a curated record. The transcript is spliced from 2 exons. Gene Ontology annotation, biological process: positive regulation of transcription by RNA polymerase II. Lineage: Eukaryota; Fungi; Ascomycota; Dothideomycetes; Mycosphaerellales; Mycosphaerellaceae. Gene Ontology annotation, cellular component: nucleus.
AUGCCGCAAAUGCUCAAGACUCGGCGUUUCCUGUCGUGGCUAUGCACCUUGCUGGGACUCACCUGGAAAGAUCAUGGACCUCUAGAAGGAGAACUGGUGGACCACUUGAUCGAACAGGUUGACAACAACCAAGCAGACCUUAUGCCAGCAUGGAUUAAGAAAGUCCACAGCCCCUUUGCGGCUUUCUCUGUCGUCCAAGCAUCGCCCACAAUAUCGUUACGAAGUCCGGAAACGCCAGAGACUUCCAUGGAACGUUUUCUCUUUCAUCAUUACACCACGCAUGUCGCAAAGAUCAUGAUGCCCUAUGACCACCCAUUCAACCCAUGGAUACAGCAGUACCCAGCAGCUGCUCUCGUCUGCCGGGGUUCGACGGACCAUGCACUGUACGAUGCGUUACUGGCUCAUGCGGCGUAUAAUCUGUCCGAGUUGUACGGUAAAGAUGGCAAAAUGCUCUAUCAAGCAACGCGGUACUACGAAAAGGCUAUCCAAAAGAUAUUAGCACGGAUUGGGGGCAAGAGCUCGGGGUUUGCUACGACUUUUGCAUCCAUUCUUACGCUCGUGUUGGUCGAAGUUUACAGCGGGAAUGCCUCGAAAUGGAGACAGCAUCUACACGGCGCCAAUACGCUGGUCAGACAACUCGAAGCGAUAUGGAGGGACUUGAGUCCGUCAAAACAUCGGUGCAGAGUAUGCAUAUAA